Messenger RNA from Lampris incognitus (smalleye Pacific opah), 4053 nucleotides. RefSeq names its product RNA-binding motif, single-stranded-interacting protein 2-like. Gene Ontology annotation, molecular function: mRNA binding. Bases 234 to 1433 code for a protein of 399 amino acids. NCBI's taxonomy places the organism in Eukaryota, Metazoa, Chordata, Actinopteri, Lampriformes, Lampridae. Gene Ontology annotation, cellular component: cytosol. The record is from RefSeq and is a predicted model, not a curated record. The transcript is spliced from 14 exons.
CAGCAGAGGCAGUCCGUCUUAUCGUGCAUGAUGUUUUGUUUUUGUUGCGUUGUUUUUCUUCUGGCCCGCGUACUCAGGUGCAACCCCCCCCCCCGUCUAUGUGGGCGCUCCGGCCGCCGGGCCCCGCUCCGCUCCGCUCCCGGCGCCGCGGCCACAGGCGCGACUUCCCCAGUUGCUGACGUCAGCUGGCAGCCUGCGCUCUGCUCGCCGCUCCGGACACAGCGCCGAAGAAAAUGCUGCUCUCCGUACCGCCAAGGGCAGGGAUCGGUCCGUACAACGGCUACCACGGCAGGAACAGCAAAAAGCAGGCCUAUGUGUCCUCCGGCCACCAGAUGGCGCCCCCCAGUCCCAACACCAACAGCAGCAGCACCAGCAGUGGAGGGGGCGGGGAACAGCUGAGUAAAACUAAUCUGUAUAUCCGUGGCCUCCACCCUGGGACCACAGACCAAGACCUAAUCAAGCUCUGCCAACCGUAUGGCAAGAUUGUCUCCACCAAGGCCAUCUUGGAUAAAACCACCAACAAGUGUAAAGGGUAUGGCUUUGUGGACUUUGACAGUCCAGCAGCAGCCCAGAAGGCCGUCACAUCGCUGAAGUCCAGCGGUGUCCAGGCUCAGAUGGCCAAACAACAGGAGCAGGACCCUACCAAUCUCUACAUCUCCAACCUGCCGGUGUCCAUGGAUGAGCAGGAGCUGGAGAGCAUGCUCAAGUCCUUUGGCCAGGUUAUCUCCACCCGCAUCCUCCGUGACACCAACGGGACCAGCCGCGGUGUGGGGUUUGCCAGAAUGGAAUCCACAGAGAAGUGUGAGGCCAUUAUUCAGCAUUUCAAUGGCAAAUUCAUCAAGACUCCACCUGGAGUGCCUGUGCCUACAGAGCCCUUAUUAUGUAAGUUUGCAGACGGGGGUCAGAAGAGGAGGCAGAACCAGGGGAAAUACCUUCACAAUGGAAGGCCUUGGGCCAGAGAUGGGGAGACGGGAGGAAUGACGCUUGCGUAUGACCCCACGGCCUUACAGAAUGGCUUCUACUCCUCACCCUAUAGUCUGGCCCCAAGCCGAAUGAUCACCCAGACGUCCCUCUCCCCCUACAUGCAUUCUCCAGUCUCGUCCUACCAGGUACAUAAUCCAUCCUGGAUGCAUCAUCAGUCAUACCUCAUGCAGCCAGCCGGCACAGUCCUGACCCCGAGCAUGGACCAUGCCAUGUCCAUCCAGCCUACGUCCAUCAUGGGACCUCUUACCCAACAGCUCAGCCACCUGUCCUUGGGCAGCACAGGCACUUACAUGCCUGCCAACACUACUAUGCAGGGGACCUACAUCCCCCAGUACACCCCAGUGCCUCCCUCCAGUGUCUCAGUUGAGGAGAAUGGAGGCCAACAGCAACAGGUUGCCAUGGAGACGCCUGCAGAACACACAAACUACUCGUACCAACACACCAAGUGAAGCUAAGCUGCCGGAGGCGAGGGGCCGAGGGCACACGAUGAGCCGCGUGGGAAGGAUUCCUCUGCAGGACAGACGUGCUCGGGACCCUCAGCAAGCACCGGACCCAAACAUGGAUGGCAAGAGGAACAUAUGUGUCAUGGAAACUAGGAUGACACUCUUACUUCAUUGGAGUUUUCCUGCUCUUUUCUCCAAGAGCCGAUCAACCAAAGGUGGGAGCGUUCUUCAGAGAAACGUUGAUGUAUUUUGUUAACUGACAAAAAGAAUUUAAAAAAGAAAAAAAAACGCUAAGAAAGGAGGAAAAGACACAGAGCAUUAUUUUUGUGCACGUAAUAUAACAAAUUCUUAUUUUAAAAAAAAAGCAUUCUGGAAGUUUCAGAGUGAUUCAAGGAAAAGAGUUACAACACAAUGUGUCUUCUAUUUUUUUGUAAGAUAUGCAAACUUUGAUUUUUAUUUCCUGAUGUCUGUUUUUUGACAUUCUAUUUGCAGCAGUAGGAUAACAAUUUGUACAGAUUAAAAAAAAAAAUCAAAAGACUUUAGUUGGUGUGAUGUUUGGUAAUUAUUUAAAUCAUAGGAAGCAAACCGUUUAAAGCCACCUGCAGCUGCCAUGCUGGAGACCGUCAUGUUGGCCGCAGGUUAGAAACUCUUAACGGGGUGGUGAGGUGAUCUCCGCACCAUAUAAACCCUGGUUUCACCCUGGAUCUCUGGGUGAAAGACAAUCAUGAAUAUUUCCAUUUAUGUUUUUUGAGUUCCAAGAACAUUUAAAUUUGGCAGGGUAUUUAAUGCUGUAGUUUAUGUAGAUGUGGGCGUGGGUUGUAAAACAGUCUACAGAUUUAAAGGUGUCUAGAUGCCAGGCAGCACAUUCAUGCAUUCUGGCAUUGGGAAACUGUAAAAGUAUUAUGAGGUGCUGAGGCAAAGCUCCAAUAUUUCAUUGGGAGACCUCAGUUGUGUGUCAUUAUUGAUGAUAAUUUAGUUUAUGUCCUACCACGUCCUGUUGUCAGUCUAAAGCCAGUAGGGAGACAUUACCAGAAAGGAAGUACUGUGUUCACAUGUGUCACUGAGGCUGCAGAGAUGUUCUACAGAGAGGCUCUGCAGAGAUGUUCUGUAGAGAUGCUCUGCAGGGAUGCUCUGCAGAGAUGUUCUGCAGAGAUGUUCUGCCGAGAUGCUCUGCAGAGAUGUUCUGCAGAGAUGUUCUGCAGAGAUGCUCUGUAGAGAUGCUCUGCAGAGAGGCUCUGUAGAGGUGUUCUGCAGAGAUGCUCUGUAGAGAUGUUCUGGAAGACCCCUGCAUCCUUCCCGUGUCUCUCAGCAUGGCCCUCAGCUGGCUUUAAGCGGUUUGCUUGUGAUAGAUCUUCAGGUAUAAAUAACAACUCCAACUUUAGUGAUAAUUAAACAUGCUUUAGAGCUGAAGAUUACUACGAAGUGUGUGUACAAAAGAACAAAGUAAUAACUAAAUUAAGAGAAACGAGGGAAAUCAAAUUGGGGGCUGAGAGUCCCAGAAAUAAAAGUGAUGGGAAAGGGAGCUGUAAGGUUUUUUGUUUUGUUUUGUUUUUUUUUUUUUUCAAUGCUGCUUUUGUCACCUGAGUUUGAUUUUCUGACUUUCAGUGAUUUUUCUCUUUUGUUUUUUGUUUGUAGAUAGUAAACUGUUUUUGUUUUUUGUUUUUUUGUUUCACUUGAAAGCAUUUAAGCUAUUUUGCCUUAUUUUUGAAUGACUUUAUUUUCAAAAUAGAUUAGAUGUUAGUGUUAGCUUGGUAGCGUUCCUAUGAGUAGUUUCGAUCUUUCCUCUGUUAGUGAUGGGCGGGGUUAGUGAUGCUGCAUCGUUGUGCAUCUGCACAUGGUCCAUGACAACUGUCCUCACACCGCCUCCGUUCCACAGCACUGUGCUUUCACUCUCUCGUCGUUUCUGUCUGGGCUUUUCUACAGACCUACAUGUCCACAGACAGGUGUAUAUGUAGAAGCUUAGGGAAGAGGUGCUGGAUUAAGAACCGCGGCCUGAGUCUCUUCAGCUGUUCCUGGUUGGAAAGUCUCAAACCGGUUCUGUUGUCGACGUAACAACAGACAGAAGCUCGUGUACAUACAAAUUAUGGUCUGGUAAAAAGUUAUUGAAUUAAAUAUUGUCACUACAGGUCAUGCCACCACGUGCAGUAUGUCUGGAUAUGAUAGAUGAGGAUCAUUUGUUUCUAGAGACGUCGUGAACUCUAGCUGUUAAAACAGCAGUUUUACAUCAGACUCGCGUCACCGUGGUCGUGCUGUUAGAGAUGAGUUUUACAGCAGUACAGCAAUGAAUGAAUUUCUUAAUGAACCAACACUGCAAAAAAAAAAACAACCUAUUUUAAGCCUUAACAUUUUAGUCUGGAAACAACUGCCUGACACAGUCCAGGGUUCAACACUCAGCGGUGUGUAUGAAGACAAUGACGCACUUUCUCACACCUUAGCCAGCAUUUCAUCCGCGUCUGACAUGAGAUAAGGAAGAGCGCGUCUUCCUGUCCUCCAGCCACUGAGGUGUUCCAGCCAGUGAAAAGUCGUUUUUCAAGCCUUAUUUCAGGCACGGUUUAAAAGACUGUUGCCCUUUUGUCAUUGCUCUUCUUUGCAACCAAAAACAGCAUCGCCAUCCAUUCAUUUGACA